This is a messenger RNA of Mytilus trossulus (common blue mussel), 2100 nucleotides long. RefSeq names its product protein-lysine N-methyltransferase EEF2KMT-like. The record is from RefSeq and is a predicted model, not a curated record. Lineage: Eukaryota; Metazoa; Mollusca; Bivalvia; Mytilida; Mytilidae. Bases 45 to 1301 code for a protein of 418 amino acids. The transcript is spliced from 8 exons.
AAAUUUUGUGCCAAUGAGAGAUCCUUUUACUUCAAGGAAUAAAAAUGGCAGCCUCCAUGAACCCAAUUGAUACUAAAGUUAUUUUGCAUGAAAUUUCAUGUCAAUUUUUUGAAAUGGUGCCGAUAAGGCGAAUAAAAUGGAGAACGGAGCUUAUUACAAGUGCACAGAUAGGUCCAGAGGAACAGAAGGCUGUCCUCAAUGCCACAGUUUUAAAUGAACUUUGCAAAAAAUAUCCUCCAUCAGUAUCUUACCAAAAAGCUUUCAUGAAGACACUACUUCACAAGUUAGAGGAAAGUGAGGUUGAAAUGUGUGAUGACAUCUACGAGGUUUACACAGACCUUUUACAACAGACUGAAGACGAAGAUGACAUCCUUUGCUACAAAACAUAUCAUCUGCCAAAUGGUGAAACAGUAAGCCUACAAGAAUCAAUACAUCUCAUAUCCCAAGGAACAACUGGACUGAACACAUGGCAGGCUGCCUUACACCUAGCAGAAUGGGCAUUUGAGAACAGCGGCUUGCUAGAAAAUAGGAAAGUUUUAGAACUUGGAAGUGGACUGGGAUUGACUGGUAUAGCUAUCUGUAAACAGUGUAAAUUAAGAUCGCUGACAUUUUCAGACUGUCAUCCACAAGUUUUAUACCUUUUGAUGGUAAAUCUAGAGAUCAAUUUUAAUUCUGAUCCCAAUUCUUGUGCAAUUAAAGCCAUCUUACCAGAAAAUCAGACUGUCACGUUAAAAAGACGUAAAAUGAUUCGAAGCAUCAGACGUCAGCUCAGUGUGAAACAAGAUAUAGGUAUGGAACAGUCAUCAGACAUUAUGGAAAUAAGUUGUACGUCCUCUGCCUCGGCAGACGACUUAGAGGAAGAAUCUGACGAUGAAUUAGACAUUGGUAUUUUUACACCAGAUGAGGAAUUCUGGGAAGAAGGAGACUACGCCGAAAGUUAUAAACUUUGUUGUGACAAUAGAAUUAGUCUUCUACAAUUAGACUGGAGUAAAGGCAGUCAUGAUUUUCUAGACAAACUAGCGCCAGAUAUAAUAUUAGCAGCAGAUGUUGUGUAUGAUAAGGAAGUGAUUCCAUCUUUAGUCAGAGUAUUGCUCAAAGUUCUGAAACCAAAGAAAAAUAAUGUACCUAUAGCUUAUAUUGCAUCUACAGUAAGAAAUGAAGACACAAGAGAUUUCUUUCUUAUAAAUCUUGCCAAUGAAGGAUUAGCCUAUGAGAUGGUAGAGCCGCCAAAAGAGAAGACAUUCCACUAUGAUGAUAUCAUUCCAAUAGAAAUACUCAGAAUUCAUUAUUCAGGGACAUAGAAAUAAGAAGAGGAAACUAAUAAAAGCUUGAGGCUAUUUUCAUUUCAAUGCAUUUUACCAUGUUUACAUUAGAAUGAUUAGAUCGAUUUUCCAAAGGUGAAUGGGCUGCUUAUAAAUGAUUCGUGGGCAGUAGGGUAAAUAUCAUGAUCUCUAAUCACAAACAUAUAUUUACCAAAUAAAAUUUUGAAGUGGUGGGUCAGAGAAAUUUUAUUCAUACUUUUUGUUUGCAAGUUAAGAUAUAAGUGCCUUGCAACCUCUUAUUUAUAAGUUCAAUUACUGGUCCCAUUAGACAGUUGUAGGCUUGAUUAAAGCCAGGUUUCAAACAUCUUCUCACACAUUCUGACAUUGCCAUUAUAUCUUCUCAGACAUGGUUAGGAGGCUCAUAAUGCCUGCUCAUAUCUUUAAGCCAUGAUACGAAAAUUACUGUUUUCGUAUAGGAUACUCACUCCUUAUGACUCUAGUUUAACACCAAAGUUUCACUUAAAAAAGGGAGGCACAAAGCAUCAUAAAUCCUUGGUAUUGGCGUGGAAAUAACUUAUUAAUAAGUCAUGUAAGCUAUUCAUACCCCUUUAUAGUGUUAUAUGCACAAGGGGCAUCAUUUGUCACAUACACACAUUCUCCAUUUAUUGUAACGUGUUAUAAUCUGUUUGAUUGUUAAAGACAUAAAAGUGGAUUUUGUUAUGUAUUAUUGUAAACAUAAUUUCUUCCCAGCGUAACCCGUUUAGGGGGACAUGAAAAUAACGGGUGCCCAUGCGUCGGUCCAUCUUUCUGGUCUUGUUAGCUCUCCCACAAGGUACAA